UUUUCUGGGUAAUAUUGAACUGAUUAUAAUUGUUUACCGAUGUCCUCUGAUAAUUCGACUCAAGAACAAUGGACUCCAUACCAGGAUUUCUAUGAUGGUUGUGUUAAUGGGCUAUUACCCAUUUUAUUCUUAACAAUAUAUGGCCCUAAACCAUCUCCGUACCUAGGCAAAUUUGCUUAUUUCAUGGAUGAUGUUCUCGUUUUAGGCUUAUUGUUAUUUGGACCAUUCACUGCAAUGUUUUUCAUUGAAAUCCUCAAGGAAAAAUAUAUUUUGGGUCUCUUUUCUGUAGCUAUAUUUUACGGUGGUUCUGCUCUUAUAUUUUCGAUUGUUUCAUAUGUAACUAUUAUGUCCAAUAAUUAUGCACAAUUUUUAGUGGAAGGCUACUCAAUUGCGAUAUUGUUUCAAAAUAUUACAUGGAUUAUAUUUUCUUUUAAAUCUAAUACCAUGAUGCCUUUAUUCGGAAAAAUAGUCUCUCCAAUUUUAUUGUUUAAUCACAUGGUAUAUUACUUCAUGUUAAGAGGGUUCUUAGUUUCUAUUAUCAUACAACUUAUUUAUCAAAUGAUUUGGUUAUCAGUGUUUCUAAGUAAUAACUAUUACCAAACAAAGACAUACAUAGCUUUGACUAUACUCGCAGUUGGAAGAUUGAUUUUCUAUAUAACUGAAAAUGAAAAGGAAACUGAAAACAAAAAUAAAAAAGCGAAUAUUUGUGGUUUUUUAAACUUUUGUUCGAGAAAUCCUUCAGGACAAUUUACAGUAAUAAUUAAAAGAAUUUUUUCAAAAGAAUUGAAAGAAGGAUCGAAAAAAGAUUUAAAAGAAUUGAAAGAAGGAUCAAAAAAAAAUUUAAAAGAAUCAGAAGAAGGAUCAAAAAAAGAUUUAAAAGAAUCAAAAGAAGGAUCGAAAAAAGAUUUAAAAGAAUCGGAAGAAGGAGCGGUUAUUGAUUUAAGAAUCGAUUAA
This is a messenger RNA of Rhizophagus irregularis DAOM 181602=DAOM 197198, 954 nucleotides long. NCBI's taxonomy places the organism in Eukaryota, Fungi, Glomeromycota, Glomeromycetes, Glomerales, Glomeraceae. The record is from RefSeq and is a predicted model, not a curated record.